AUGCCUGUUGCAAAGGAUCUCCUUCAUCCUUCUCCAGAAGAGAAGAAGAGAAAACACAAGAAGCAGCACCUGGUGCAGAGCCCCAAUUCCUAUUCUAUGGAUGUGAAAUUCCCAGGAUGCUAUAAAAUUACCACCGUCUUUAGCCAUGCACAAACAGUAGUUUUGUGUGUUGGUUGCUCUAGUGUCCUCUGCCAGCCUACAGGAGGAAAAGCAAGGCUUACAGAACGAUUUUCCUUCAGACGGAAGCAGCCCUAAAAGCACCCUGAGUCAAGAUGAAUGGGAAACCAUCCGAAUAAACACAUUUUGGAUAAAAAGAAAGAGAAAGAGAGAAAGAAAAGAAAAGAAAAGAAA
Molecule: messenger RNA, 351 nt
Organism: Vicugna pacos (alpaca)
Lineage: Eukaryota; Metazoa; Chordata; Mammalia; Artiodactyla; Camelidae
Product: small ribosomal subunit protein eS27-like
Biological process (GO): translation
Cellular component (GO): ribosome
Molecular function (GO): structural constituent of ribosome
Source: RefSeq, a predicted model, not a curated record